CUUCUGCUAGUAGCCAUGAAAAUUCCAUCAUUCUCAACAAAAACCUCCAGGACUUCCAAAAUGCAGGUCGGCUUCCUGUCCUCAACCGCCUCCGCCCUAAUUCCCUCUCUCGCUUUGCUAUCGCCGCGAGCUUCAUAUCCGCAGCCGUUGCCGCCUCUUACGUGAUUUUUCUUGAUGAUGAUGAAUUUAAGGAAAAGCAACAAAAGGAGAAGCGUGGGUUUGGAGAUUUCACGAUUGACCGUUCGAACGAGUCGUUGAGGAGAAUUUUGGACACAAUGAAGCAUACAGGCAUUGCCGUUUCCGUUCUUUUGAAGUCGCUGAGUUCUGUUUUAUCUUCGGCCAACCAUGAAGUUCGGUCAGGGUUUGAGGGUAGGGUUGCGUCAUUGUUGGCGGAUAUUGUGGCUGCGGACGAGACCCGGAGGGCUGCGAUCGUAGGUGCUGGUGGCGGCAUGGUGUUGGAUUGGUUGUUGGAUUCGGUGGCCUUGAAUAGAGGGGGAAAUUAUGGGACUCAGGCGGAAUCGGCUAGGGCUUUGGCUUACUUGAUUGCUGACUCUAAUGUGUCUGAGGCUGUUCUCGGAAGGCCUCAUGCCAUCCCCAAUCUUCUCAAGUUCAUUUUCUCUGCUCAACCUCAUCCUUGGGAACAGCAAAAAAGGCCUAGUUCGUUCGGUAUUGCUGAUCCUUUGAAAGGCAGGAGCAUGCUUAUUGCAGCAAUCAUGGAUAUUGUCACUUCCAAUUGUGACAAUGUGGCUAAGGUCAAGCAUAAACCUAUGUUAUCUGGAAAAGCUGCAAUGAGAGAUAUUGCAGCUGCACUCCAGGUUGUUGAAGAAGGUGGCAUGUACUUGGAUGAACGACCAGGUAGUGAAGAUGAUGGAGAUGAUGGAACAGGAUUGAAGGGCAUUGGAAUUAAAGUUCUUGGAGGCACUACAAUAGUGGGCCUUUCUAGGAGGAAUGGGUCGAUGGAGCAAUCUGAUUCCUCUCCCUCAGCAAAAGUAAAAUCUACUCCUAAAACUAAAACAAUAUUGUUUAACAAAAUAAGUGAUAAUUCUGCAGCCCGCAAAAGUUUGUCAUUAACUGUUAUUCCGGGUCUAUGGGAUGAUUUGCAUUCUCAACAUGUUGCUGUUCCUUUUGCUGCAUGGGCUUUAGCAAACUGGGCAAUGGCCUCAGAUGUGAAUAGAUCCCAUAUCCAAGAACUGGAUCACGAUGGGAAUGCUAUCAUGAAUGCUUUGGUUGCUCCAGAGAGAUCUGUGAAAUGGCAUGGGAGUUUAGUGGCUAGGUUAUUGUUAGAAGACCAAAAUCUGCCUUCCGAUGAUUUUGUUCCCGAUUGGGGUUCCAGUCUUCUUUCUACUGUGUCCCAAGCGAGCAGAAGUGAUGACAUUCCUUUGACUCAAGUGGCUUUGUCUGCCUUCCUGUUAUCAAUUGAGAGAUGUCCUGGGGCUCAAAAGGCAGUUAUGGAGAAGAAUCUUUAUCUAAUGAGGGAAACUGCUAAAAGAAUGAAGAAUCACGAGUCUGUGCAAGAAGCAUUAGCAAAAGGUCUAGAAUUACUAUGUACACAGAACAUGCAUUUGUCUCUGGAGGAAGGAGAAAAGUGGUCGAGCAUUCUGCUUCAGUGGGUAUUUGGUGAUACUUCUCUUGAUGCUACCAGAUCUUCUGCUAUAAAAAUUCUUUCUCAUAUUCUUGAAGACUAUGCACCAUCUUCCAUACCAAUUUCUCAAGGUUGGUUAGCUAUAUUGCUGACUGACAUUCUGAAAUAUAAGAUGUCAUCGCUUAAAGGGAGUGCUCAGCCUAGGGACAAAGUGAAGACUCAAAUCGACCAGGCAAAUGUUAUAUCUGGCACACUGGCUGCUAACCAAUUAGCUAGUGCUGUGGUUAGUUUAGCAGUUAAUCAGCUGGGAACAGAGUUUGGUAAUGGUGAUUCAUCUGCUUUCGAGGAUCUUCUGUGUGUUGAGCCUUUUGUUGUACCAUUUAAAAAUCUGAAGAAAGACGGUGUGCCCAAAGUCAAUGCUGCAGAUUCCGCACUUGCAACUCUUAAGGGGAUCAAAACUAUGUCUGAAAUUUGUAGUGAUGACUCGUUUUGUCAAACCAGAAUAAUUGAUUAUGGUGUAAUUUCGUUACUACGCCGCCUCUUAUUGAGAGAUGAUUAUGAGAAAUUAGCAGCAACUGAAGCAUACAAUGCAUCAACAGAUUUGGAAUCCGGGGAUCAAUCUGCAAAUGUUCCAGAUGCUCGUGACCGUGUUCCGCCUGUAGCCCACAUCCGCAGGCAUGCCGCUAGAUUUUUAGCCGUACUAUCAGUCCAUCCAAAAGUUAAAAAAAUGAUAUUAAAUGAUAAAGUUUGGUGUGAGUGGCUUGAGGAAUGUGCAAAUGGGAAAGUUUCUGGAUGCAAUGACCUCAAGACUCAAAGCUAUGCUAGAGCAACAUUGUUAAAUAUUUUUUGCAAUGAUGAUGAUGAUGCCAGAGAUACUGUAAAUAGUAGUGUUUCAUAUAAAAAGCAUAGGUGCCGUCAUUUUACUGAGAUGAUCUAUUUAAUUAACCCGAACCUGCCUCACUGGAAAUAUCCUGUAAAAGAAAGGCGGGAUUCUGCUGUGGGGACAUCAAUGGAGAAAGAAAAGCCAAUUAAUCCAUUUUCAGAAAUCGAUGAGGAUGAUCUUGAUGGUGAUAGUAGCCCCUUAACAAAAGAUCCAGUUGAUAAUACGAACAGUAGAUCAGUGAGUCACUUGGAUCCUUCACUUGACGUUGUCUUUGUCCAUGGUCUGCGCGGUGGACCAUUCAAGUCUUGGCGAUUUUCUGAGUGCAAGUCUUCAUCGAAGUCUGGACUUGUAGAGAAGAUUGACGAAGAGGCAGGAAAGCAAGGCACUUUUUGGCCUGCAGAAUGGCUUUCAUCUGAUUUCCCCCAUGCCCGUUUGUUUAGCAUAAAGUACAAGACAAAUCUUACACAGUGGUCUGGAGCAAGUUUGCCCCUUCAGGAAGUCAGCUCCAUGCUAUUGGAAAAGCUAAUUGCUGCAGGCAUCGGAGAUCGACCGGUUGUAUUUGUCACUCACAGCAUGGGGGGUUUGGUUGUUAAGCAGAUGCUGCACCAGGCUAGGAUGGAAAAUAGAGACAAUCUUGUCAAUAACACUGCUGGUGUGGUGUUCUAUAGCUGUCCACACUUUGGUAGCAAGCUUGCAGAUUUGCCUUGGCGAAUGGGUUUUGUUCUACGCCCGGCACCAUCGAUAGGAGAGUUGAGACGUGGAUCUCCAAGAUUAGUGGAGCUUAAUGAUUUUAUUCGUCGCCUACACAAGAGAGGGUCUCUUGAUGUUCUCAGUUUUUGCGAGACUAAAGUAACUCCAAUCGUUGAAGGCUAUGGGGGUUGGGCCUUCAGACUAGAAAUCGUUCCAAUUGAAUCAUCAUAUCCUGGAUAUGGGAAACUUGUGGUUUUAGAGUCGACGGAUCACGUAAAUUCAUGCAAACCCAUAAGCAAAAGUGAUCCUUCUUACAAUGAAACUCUACAACUUUUGCACAAACUUAGAGCACGCGUGGAUGAAAAUACAUAUUCAAGAUGUACAUAAUUAACAACAGUCCCUGCUAGAUGUACAGAUAUACAUAGCCAUUAGCCAUUAGCCAUUAGCCAUUAGCCAGCCAUAUAUAAAGAGUAGCAAUCAUGGUCUGCUGCCAGACUUGUAUGAGCCCAAGAUUCUGGGCAUUGUAUACAACAGCAACACGAUGGAGACUAGUAGCAGGUUCAGACUUGAAUUGGCAUUGUCUUGAGGAUAGAUAUAGCAUCAAGAUUACAUUUUUACCCUUGCCACAGUCUAUUUUCUGGUGGGCAUUUGGGUAAACAGUUGUGCCCUUUCUGUGUAUUUUUUAAGGAAAGGCUCUGCUGUUGGGGAUGUUACCCUCUUCUUGAAAGAGAGAUUCUGUAUAUUAGAGAUACUUUCUUGUAUAUAUCAAUUGAAUUUAU
This is a messenger RNA of Cynara cardunculus var. scolymus (artichoke), 3934 nucleotides long. RefSeq lists its product as uncharacterized. The transcript is spliced from 10 exons. The record is from RefSeq and is a predicted model, not a curated record. Lineage: Eukaryota; Viridiplantae; Streptophyta; Magnoliopsida; Asterales; Asteraceae. Bases 276 to 3542 code for a protein of 1088 amino acids.